AUGACGGUGGACAUCAAAGAGCUCGAUGCUCAUGAGCAGCCUUCAGAUCAGCUAAGGGCAAAAUGGAAGGCCUUUUCCAGAACAGAACAAAAGGAUGUUCUAGAGGGAAAUGAUAUCGACGAUCUUCUAUCGCCAGAAAAGGCUGCCGAGUUUGUCAUUGCAAGCACCAUCUCUGCAGAGACCUUGAAUCAGUCCUUCAAGCACGUCUGCCCACCUGGCAGUCCCGAGAUCACAGUGGAUAAGGAUGUGCCAGUAUAUUAUCACCCCCUCUUGCCAGGUCUUCUCAUUCUGCCCUCUCUCGUCCCCCCAGAAGUCCAAAAGAUCCUCCUGCGGAAAAUGGUGCAUCGAGACCUCAGCCACCCUACCCAUCAGACCAACCUCCAUCUCCAUUAUGAGCUUCCAUACCCCGAUCAAGGGUCAGAAGGCCCCGAGCACAAACAUGCCUCGUUCUUCACUCUGCCCCAAGACUCUCCCACUACCUUUACGCCAAAAGAUCCCUCAGUACACAAGCCCCUGACCAUCAAACAAGUCCUCCAGCGAAGACUGUCUUGGGUGACCCUCGGCGGUCAGUAUGACUGGACCAACAGAAUCUACCCCGGCGAGCUGCCUCCUCAGUUCCCACCUGAUAUUGCCGGAUUUCUGGAGACACUGUUCCCGGAGACUCUUGCCCAGGCAGCCAUUGUCAACUUUUACACACCAGGAGACACAAUGAUGAUGCACAGGGAUGUAUCAGAGGAGACUGACAAAGGGUUGAUCUCUCUCAGCUUUGGGUGUGACUCCCUCUUUAUGAUCGCGCCCAACGAUGUCGGGAAGAUGAGCGACGAGGAGAAAAAGGCCGCAGGCUUUGGAGAUGGACAAAAAGAGUAUCUGCUGCUGAGACUGAGAUCGGGAGAUGCCAUCUACAUGACCAAGGACUCGAGGUUUGCGUGGCAUGGUGUACCCAAGGUUCUGAAGGGGACAUGCCCGGACUAUUUGGAGGACUGGCCGGCAGAAGAUGGAAAGUACGAAGAGUGGAGGGGGUGGAUGAAGAACAAGCGGAUCAACCUCAAUGUGAGGCAGAUGCGGGAUUAA
Podospora anserina S mat+ is the source of this 1071-nucleotide messenger RNA. RefSeq lists its product as uncharacterized. Gene Ontology annotation, cellular component: cytoplasm; nucleus. NCBI's taxonomy places the organism in Eukaryota, Fungi, Ascomycota, Sordariomycetes, Sordariales, Podosporaceae. The record is from RefSeq and is a predicted model, not a curated record. The transcript has 2 exons. The coding region runs from base 1 to 1071 and encodes 356 amino acids.